Messenger RNA from Nyctereutes procyonoides (raccoon dog), 321 nucleotides. RefSeq names its product cytochrome c oxidase subunit 6A1, mitochondrial-like. The record is from RefSeq and is a predicted model, not a curated record. Gene Ontology annotation, biological process: mitochondrial electron transport, cytochrome c to oxygen. Gene Ontology annotation, cellular component: mitochondrial inner membrane. Gene Ontology annotation, molecular function: enzyme regulator activity. Lineage: Eukaryota; Metazoa; Chordata; Mammalia; Carnivora; Canidae. The coding region runs from base 1 to 321 and encodes 106 amino acids. The transcript has a single exon.
AUGGUAGCACUGGCUGUGUCCCAGCUGUCUGGGCUGCUAGGUUGGUGUGGGACACAGCUGGGAUGGUCCAUGUCGAGUGGUGUCCACAGCAAGGAGGGCUCAGCUCGCAUGUGGAAGGCCCUCACCUACUUCAUAGCACGUCUUGGCGUGGGAGUGAGCAUGCUGAACGUCUUUCUGAAGUCACAUCAUGGAGAACAUCAAGUUCAUUGCUUACCCUAUUUCCACAUCAGGUUCAAGCCCUUUCCCUGGGGAGAUGAUAAUCAUAGUUUAUUCCAUAGUUCUCAUGUGAAUCUACUUCCAACCAGCUACGAAGAUGAAUAA